Paraglomus brasilianum is the source of this 885-nucleotide messenger RNA. NCBI's taxonomy places the organism in Eukaryota, Fungi, Glomeromycota, Glomeromycetes, Paraglomerales, Paraglomeraceae. The record is from the annotation of a GenBank genome assembly.
AUGAGAAUUCCAAUGAGUACUGCUGAUCCACUACGAAUCGCUACUUUUAACAUUCGAUUUGACGGACGAAGUGGAUUACAUACUACCGGGGAAACGCCAUGGCGUAUUAGACAUCCCAAAGUUGCUGAUACCAUCACAUUUCAUAAAGUUGACGUUGUAGGAUUUCAAGAAGCAUUGUAUAAUCAAGUUCAAGAUCUUGAACGCUCGUUUAGAUCCAAUUGGGGAUGGAUCGGUGUAGGGCGCGAUGAUGGAAAGAGGGAGGGCGAGUUUGUUCCGAUAUUUUACAACAAAAACCGACUGCAACUUCAAGAAUCAGCGAGUUGGUGGUUAUCGGAGACACCUGAGGUUCCGGGUAGCGUAGGAUGGGACGCAGGCUUACCGCGCGUUGUCACACAAGCAAAGUUUCUCGAUCGUCUUACAAACAAAACUUUCUAUCAUAUUAACACUCACUUUGAUGAUCGCGGAGAGAAGGCUCGUGAUGAAAGCGCUCGCCUCAUCUUGCAUCGAACACAAGAGCUUAAUCUCACAUCUCAAGAAACGAUAAUACUAACCGGAGACCUUAAUGUGGAAGAAGAUUCGAGCUGUUAUAAAACUCUCGUUGGCAAACAACACUCUUCUGACCACGAAAAGGAUAAAUUUAUUUUCUGCGAUACACGUUAUGACUUAUCUCAUGACGGUACCAAAUCGUUUGGGGAUCAGUAUACGUUUACCGGAUUCACUAGUUCUCAACCGUUAAAACGGAUAGAUUUCGUGAUGGUAGACUCGGCCUCCAUAAGCAAAUCUCGUGUUAGAACGGUCAAUCAUGGUGUUGUUCCAAAUAGAUUUGAUGAUGGGAUGUACAUUAGCGAUCAUCGGGCUGUCGUUGCUGAUUUGAAGUUUGCUUGA